Molecule: messenger RNA, 3259 nt
Organism: Neolamprologus brichardi
Lineage: Eukaryota; Metazoa; Chordata; Actinopteri; Cichliformes; Cichlidae
Gene: tap2t
Product: transporter associated with antigen processing, subunit type t, teleost specific
Biological process (GO): transmembrane transport
Cellular component (GO): membrane
Molecular function (GO): ATP binding; ABC-type oligopeptide transporter activity; ATP hydrolysis activity
Source: RefSeq, a predicted model, not a curated record
AGCAACGACGCUAACUGCCGCCAUCUUGUGGCCAAUGUGUGAAAUGAGCCGUUUUCUUAGUGUAAAACUUUCCACAGCUGUCCCACAAACGUUGAUUCGUGGUACAAAAACGAUAGUUGAACAGACAUGAUGACAGAGUUUGAUAUUUUGUGUAAUGUCGCUCUUUUUUUUUAACGUCCUCUGAGCCGCGCAGGCGUCAGCUAAAUGAAAGUGAAAGUAAAAGUGAAGCGGGUGCUGCAGACACUUAAGCUAGCUGUGCUCUGUGAAGGAGAAUAAUAUACGAUGAUGGUUGGCCACUAGUGGACAGUCCGGGCUCCAUGUAGUAUUUACUACCAGGUCAUAUGCCAGUCAGUGGUUUCCUGUGCACUCAUUGUUAGUCGCUCACCUUGAAGGAUCCGAUUGAGCCUCCUGCGUUUUCACCGCCAACCGAGGGUAAAAUGACGGACGUGGCAGCCUCAGGAUUUUUCGUCCUUGUUUUCGAUGCAGUUCUGGGUUCAUCGCUGUGGACCGGGCUGCUGCUGCUCGACUGCUCCAGCUGUGGUGGACUGGAAGGCGUGUGGGCCUUUGGAGCUGUAAAAUGGGUUUUCCUCCAUAUUUUCACCUCUGUGCUGACUGAUGGAAAGCCCCAGCCUGUCCUCCGCAGGUUGGUGGCGCUCCUUUGCCUUCUUCCUCCCGUGUUUGAAAGUGGACGCUUCCUUAAAGCAUCUCCAUCUGAGCCUUACUCGGGCCCAUCUCCCAACCUCAGCAUGCUCCUCCUGGGCCCGAUGGCCUCAUCUCUGGCCUGUUUAAUUUGGGAAAAGGGCCUCAGUGGGAAUGGAAAAACAAAAACGGACAGCGUCAAACUGGAUACCAGUGGGCUGCUUAUGAGGACACUAAAAUAUUUCAAACCAGACACUCUCUACCUGAUCGCAGCGUUCGGUUUCCUCAUCUUAGGAGUCAUCUGUGAUACGUUUAUCCCGUUGUAUCAGGGGAAGGUCAUUGAUAUGCUGAGUGGUAAAGUACUUGAAGCCGGCUUCGGUUAUGCGCUCGGAGAGCUGGUUCUUAUUUCUCUCGGAAGCGCGCUCUUCUCUGGUAUGAGAGGUGGUAUAUUUAUGUGCACCUUGGCCAGACUGAACAAGAGGCUGAAGCAUUUGCUGUUUCACACCCUCCUGAAGCAGGAAGUGCAGUUCUUUGAUGAGAACAACCCCGGUCGUCUUUCCUCCCGCCUGCACUCUGACGUGGACAGGAUGGGCCGCACGGUAGCGCUGAAUGCUAACGCCGUGGUUCGCAGCACAGUAAAAACCUUCCUCAUGUUGGUAGUGAUGUUACGCCUGUCCUGGGAGCUCACUGUGCUCACCUGCAUAGAGAUGCCACUCUUAGCUGUAGUGCAAAACAAAUACAGCACCUUGUAUAAGGAGCUGAAAGAGCAGAUUCAGGACUGCCUAGCUCAGAAUGCAGACCUGGCUUCCCAGACGGUCAGCGGGAUUCAAACCGUCCGCAGCUUCAAGGCCGAGGAAAACGAAAUCAAGAGAUAUCAGGAGGCUCUGGAGCAGAUGCGCGUAGUCAAGAGACGUUCAGGAAUCUACAGUUCAGUCUUUCUCCUAGUGCGGAGGCUGGUGUCUCUGGGGAUAAAGAUACUGAUGCUGUUACAGGCCCGCACUCUCAUCUCGUCCGGAAAGCUCAGCAUCGGCAGUCUUGUGUCCUUCUUCUUGUAUCAGAAGCCCAUGUCAGUCAAUUUAAAGGAGAUUUUGUACUGCUAUGGUGAAACGGUGGCCACAGUUGGAGUCAUUUCCAAAGUGUUCAGCUACCUGGACAGGACAGCCAAGUGUAAGGAGGAGGGAGAUUUAGCUCCCGACAAUCUGCAGGGAAGAAUUGUUUUCCAAAACGUCACCUUCAAAUAUCAAGAGAAACUUGCCCUGAAGUCAGUGUCGAUGGAGCUGCAGCCAGGGAAGAUGACGGCGUUGGUGGGUCCCUCCGGCGGUGGAAAGACCACCUGUGUCAGCCUCCUGAAGAGGCUGUAUGAGCCCCAGGAGGGUGAGAUCCUGCUGGAUGGAAAGCCGCUCCACCUUUACAAACACAAAUAUUUCCAUCAAAAGGUAACCCUGGUUUCCCAGAAUCCCGUGCUGUUCUCUGGCUCCCUGAGAUACAACAUUGAAUACGGCCUGCAGGAUUGCGGCAUCGAGAAGGUGAAAGAAACUGCAAAUAAUGUCAACGCACACGACUUCAUCUCUGAAAUGGAGAACGAGUACGACACAGAUGUAGGAGAAGGUGGGGGUCGUCUUGCAGGAGGACAGAAGCAGUGCAUCGCCGUGAUCAGAGCUCUGGUUCGAGACCCGCAGGUCAUCAUUCUGGAUGAAGCAACCAGUAAACUGGAUGUCGAGGCGCAGCAUUCAGUGCUGAAGGAGAUUUUUGCUCGUGGCCGGACGGUGCUGGUCGUGGCUCAUCAGCUGAAGACUGUGGAGCAGGCCGAUCACAUCAUCUUCUUGGAGAACGGCGAGGUCGUAGAGGAGGGGACGCACAGUGAGCUGAUGGACAAAAAAGGGCGUUACUAUCGUCUGAAGGAGGAGCUGUUCUCUCAGGACAGCCAAUGACCUGCUCGUGCUUUUGUCGCACAAAUACUUUCGUUUCUAGACAAAGAAGAAGUGAUGUUGUUUACCUGUUUGUAUCAUGAGAAAUGAACUGUUCAUCAUCAAAAACUUCAAAUGGCAGAAGUGUUACUGCAAUGUUUGGUCGGUCAGAGGAGCUCAAAUCGUCCAUCCUCAUUUAUUUAUCUGGGAGGAAACGUUUGAAGUGGAGAGAAUAUUAUAAUCAUGACCUUUAGCUACCAUGAGUAACUACAUUUCGAGAGUAUAGUUCAUAUAUGCAAUUUAUUGGCAGUAUUAGAGGACAAAUGUGGGGUUUUCUGCCAGUAAACAAUGUAAAUAAAUAUGAAUAUGACUCCACAUGGCAGCAGAACGGUCAUGAAAUAAAGUGACUCAGAUUUAGAGGUCGUCCUCUAAAACGAAGUGUUUUCUGAUUCUGUCGUCUCUUUAUUUGCUUUAAAAUGAUGGAGGGCUUCAGUGUUGGUGUGCUCUGAAUGUCAAGGACUGUUUUUCUCACUGCGUUUUGUGCUCCAUGUGUUAAAGCUUUGUUGUGAAUCACAUGUUAAACUCCUUAAAGAAGCCCUCGCUCUAACAGAAGCUCCUGUUAAGGUGAGACUUUGUCACUGACAUUCGUCACUCCUCCUGUCAGAGUUCUCAUCACCGGUGGUUUCCACCAUGAAUCAUGGUGUCUUUUCCUG